Molecule: messenger RNA, 2094 nt
Organism: Pleurotus ostreatus (oyster mushroom)
Lineage: Eukaryota; Fungi; Basidiomycota; Agaricomycetes; Agaricales; Pleurotaceae
Exons: 5
Coding region: 1-2094 (697 amino acids)
Source: RefSeq, a predicted model, not a curated record
AUGUCAAAGAAGACGCCUCUAGCAAGACCGCCUCCACGCCCAUCAUCCACUGCGGGAUUUGUUGACACGAUGGCGGCUUCGCAACAGGCACAUAUUGACCAACUGGUCCAGCAAAACCGAACACUCCAGCAUGGCGUGAAGAAACUACACGAAGAGCUUGCCGCCGAACAAAAGCGGGGUCAACAGGUCGUCCAGAAGAUUCAGGAACAGUGGCACGUAGAACGGCUCCAGUGGCAGGAAGGUUGCGAUACCCUACAAGCAUGUCACAAGCUUGAAUACCUCCGACUUACGAUGGAUCUAGAGAAGGAGCAGGACAGUGUUUUGAAGGAACGGAAUCGAACGAGGUUGGAGAAAGUUGCUCGGCUUCAGAGGGAUUUCAAGAUAACGAUGUUUCAGGCGAGGGAGAACGAGCUGGAGAGGCAGGUGGAAGAUCUCACCAUGGAGCUGCAGAGUUUGACUGCUUCGAAGGAGAAUGACAUGGCCGAGAAGGAGAGUUCACGUGCGGCAGCGUUAAAGAAGAUCAAGGCUGAGUAUGCGGAAUAUGUUGCUCAAGCACAGGCAGACGCUGCGGGGUACGCUGAGAUCGAAGAGGAAAGGGAUCGGCUACAAGAAGAGCUGGGAAAGUUGCGGGAGGAGCACGCGCGGCUCAAGGUUUCAUCCGAUUCAUCAUCAACUCGACUGGAACGCGCUACCUUACAACUCGAAGGAUCCAAGUCGACUAUCGCCGCUUUGCAGCAGAAGAACGAUGAAUUGGUCCGGAAUGUAGCCGAUCUCCAGCAUCAGCUAGGCAAGUGGCAAACCCUAGACGUGAAGGGGGUCGAGGAGAUUGAAAUUGAGCGGAAAAAGAGAGUGGAAUCAGAGACACGCCUAAUGCAACUACAAGGGCGGUUAGAUCAGAUGGAAAAGAAGGAGGCAGAGCUCUCGGGUCUUUUGGAGAAGGAGAAGAGGCGGACAGAGAAAGCGAAGGAAGCCGCCCUUGAAUGGAAGGCUGCAGCUGAAGGAUACGAAGGCGACUUGAUGACUUUUGAGGGUCAGAUAGCUCAGCUUCAGAACGAAAUAACACAACUCCAGACAGAUCUGGAAACUGAGCGGGCUAUAUCGCGGCCAGCACGAGCCAGAAGACAUACGGCGAAAGAGGCGGUUCAAGACAGUGAUGAUGAAGAGAUCGAGGUUAGUCCGCGCCAAAAGCCCACUUCAAGAGUCAAGAGACCGCCCAAUUCGAAACCCAAGCAGAAACCCCCAUCGACUACUAAGGGAGGUCGACGCGCCGCUUCCCCUGCUGUAGACGUUGUGGAAGCUGGUCCGUCCAAUAGUCAACAUGAAGAGGAUGAACCUUCGUCAGGCGCUUCUGCUGAUGAAGUAGAAGAGAUCAUGGAGCUACCCGCUACUCCUUCGCCCGUUGCAGCUACGAAACGCAAAGGGAAGGCGAAGACAAACGACGUGCCCCCGGCAAAUGACACCGUGAAGAAGCCAGGACGGGGCAAGGCUAAGGCUAAAGCCAAAGCCGAUGUGAAUGAUGUAAGCGACAUCGAGGGUGAGGAGGAUCCUCCGCAAGCUGCAAAGAGGUCGAAGGGGAAACAGAAAGUGGCUGAACAGGAUAGCGAAGUCGAAGUUGUUGACGCGCCUCAGGCCAAACCCGCCAAAGGCAAGUCGAGGGCUGCCGCUUCUAAACCUGCCACACAGACACGGACGCGAAAGAGGAAGGUAUCACCGGAGUCGAGCAUCGAGAACGAUGUCGAGGAGGUCGAAGCCAAGGAUACGAAGCAGAAACGGGGCGGGAGGGCGGGGAGCGUAGCCCCUAGUACCGCUGCGAAGCCCGGUAAAAACAAGAAGCGGACACCAUCUCCAGUACCAGAUGAUCUACCGCCUCAAGAGGCUCAGCCGAAGAAGAAAAGGAAGAUCAACCUAUUUCCCGCUGCGCAAACAGGCUCAUCGUUCGAUUUCAUAGGAAAUGGUUUGGGUGGUGGUCUGGGCAUACCUACUGAACUAUCGCCUAUCAAAGACACGCAGGCGAUUCCCAGUCGGUCGGUCAGUGGUAUUGGCAGUAGUUUCCUUCAAUCUCGACUAGUUGCAUCGAUCACUAGGAGACGGUGA